Molecule: messenger RNA, 2605 nt
Organism: Conger conger (European conger)
Lineage: Eukaryota; Metazoa; Chordata; Actinopteri; Anguilliformes; Congridae
Gene: necap2
Product: NECAP endocytosis associated 2
Exons: 8
Coding region: 89-859 (256 amino acids)
Biological process (GO): endocytosis
Cellular component (GO): clathrin vesicle coat; membrane
Source: RefSeq, a predicted model, not a curated record
GACGCUGUAGUCCAUUUGCGAGCUUGAUCCUUCGUUUUGUCUUCUUCCUUCUACUUCAGAAGUUUGGAAAUUCGAAGUACACGAAAAAAUGGCAGAAGAUAGUGGUUACGAAUCUGUAAUCUGCGUCAAACCGGAGGUCCAUGUCUACCGGAUUCCUCCCCGCGCCACGAACCGAGGAUAUAGGGCUGCUGACUGGAAGCUGGAUGAACCAGCCUGGACUGGCCGGCUGAGGAUCUCCUCCAAGGGCAAGAUCGCCUACAUCAAGCUGGAGGACAGGAUCUCAGGAGAGCUGUUCGCCCAGGCUCCAGUGGAGCAGUACCCUGGGUCCGUGGUGGAGGCCGUCACAGACUCCAGCAGAUACUUCGUUGUCCGGAUAGAGGACGGCAACGGGCGCCAUGCGUUUAUCGGCCUCGGGUUUGCUGACCGCGGCGACUCCUUCGACUUCAACGUGGCUCUGCAGGACCACUUCAAAUGGGUGCGGCAGGAAGGCGAGCUGGCCAAGCAGGAGGCCAGCCAGAGCACAGCUCCUAAACUGGACCUGGGCUUCAAAGAAGGGCAGACCAUAAAGAUCAACAUUGGGAACAUAAAAAAGAAAGACACCCCCACAGCUGGAGCCAAGUCUCGACCGUCGGGCAGCGGACUUCUCCCUCCUCCGCCCGGGGCAAGGGGGGGUAGUGUCAUACCCCCUCCUGUGGCAUCUCAGCCUGCACCACCCACACAGCCCAACGCAGCUGCUGUGUUGGAUUUUGGGGAUUCGACCCCCGCGGCACAGCCAGGUCUGGAUGCGUGGGGAGACUUCACCACAGCUUCUCCCAGCUCCAGCAAUGAAGCUGCCAAUUCUGGAUGGGUGCAGUUUUAACUGUGAUUGGUUACAUGCAUGAACACACACACACACACACACACACACACACACCCCUCUGCAUUCCCUGGAUGGAAGGCGCAAUGGAAAGAAAUUAUCUGGCAAAUACAACUGUGCAGAAUUUUCAUAAGCCCAAACAAGUGGAUUGACUGGUGGAACUAUACACCUUCAUUCACUAACAAACUCAAAGCCAGAAAAUGGACUCGCACACACUAAGAAAUAUUACCAGCGCCUGUUUUUAAAGUGUAGGUUGUUUUGUAUUUUACUAUGUAUGAAUUUAUAUUUUCUCUCUAUGCAAUCAGAGUUUACUUUAUCAAACAGAUUCUCACUGGAACUGCAGGCGUCGAGGCAGGUUUCUGUAGUUCUUAAGUCCCCUUUCCACGAGUCUUUUGGAAGGCGCGAUCGGAGGUGGAAAGAAGUUGCACCUCAGAUGUUUCUCGCGUUUCAAAAAUCGGCCAUCGACGCUGUUAGUAAUGUUUGAAGAGUGUAAAUGCAUUCCGUAUCAGCACACCCCACAGGGUGGGUGAGCACUCACUCUCUUCUGUCCAGAGUUUCAGUGCACUCGUUUUUCCUCUUUGUUUUACUCCUCCCCUCUACCUCCCUUUCCGUGCGUGUUCACCCAUCCCGCGUGACCCUGUACCGUUGCACGUCUUUGGUGACUUUUGGUAGAGCUAUUUUCUGUAGUUGUAAUCAUUGUAGCCAGUGUGUUUCACUCUUAUCCCUCCCCCCCAUUCAAUUUCAACAGAGGUUUAAAAAACAAUAACAAAAAAAAACAACAAAAAAAACCCACCAACCAAUAUUUAUUUUAUUGGCUGGUUUUUAGUAUGGGGAGUUUGCAUGAAGGGCAGUGAGGGCGGAUGUUCCAGUCCAUUCUUAUUGCUCUAUGUGACUGAACCAGGGCUGACUUCUACAGAUUUUCCCUUUAUUUUUUCCUCCUCUCUUCAUUUGUCAAUCAAGGAAAAGGCCCUUUGGACAUCUGUUGAAGACCGAACCAUAGAUUCUGUUCUUAUUGGUUUAAUAUCUGAGCUGUUACCUGUGUCUGGGGCACCAGAAUCAUCUUUCGAUAUGCUAUGUUCUUUAUUUUUUGUUUUUUUUGAACAACGGUAUCUUAAUUCUUCGUAAAUGUUGACUGUCCCAUCCCUGCAGUAUCCUCUAUGAGUUUGGGGGGCUGCACAUGAGGACACAGUGAGGGCAGCUGGCUGCACAAUCUAUGAUUGGGGCAGUUAUUUCACAGGGGCCUGGUCAACUAGAGAACUAUAUUGCGGGAAGAGGGAGGCGCAUGGCUCAUCAUUCCUCCUUGUAGGUGUGUGACACUGGCAGGAUCGGGACUAAAUUGCCAACCCAGGGGCGUAUCACUAAAAUCAGCUAGUCCUUCAGAUCGAUGCGCCACCAGGGAGCUCUGCUGUCGGCCAUUUUAAAAGAUGAAGUCUGUCACAUAAUUUGUUGUCUUCCUGUCCGUUUGUCAGUCCAGAGUAAAUUGGCCCCAAAGGUGGAUUUGGCUUUUUGUUUUUUUUUGUUUUAUAGAAGACCAGAUCAGCCUGUUAUGAAUGUGUGUUAGUGUUAAUCUCUUCUCUUCAUUAUUGUGAUUUAUUUUAAUCUCUUACUGUGCCUUACAGGGGGAUCGGGGUCAUUUUGGUGGGUGUGGUGGUGUGGGACUGAUUCCUCCCAAGUGCCUUCUUUCAUGUAAUAGCACUUGUAUAAAUGUAAAGCAAUGCUUAAUUGUAAAUACAUUUCUUCUGACAAUCA